AUGUCGACCUCCCUAUACCCCUUAGCCUCCCUGGCGCAAGUCGAGAAGACGCCGUCCCGCGAGGACGGGAUCCCGGAGGAGCUAGAGCUCGAUUUGCGCGCGUUUGGCUGCAAACUGAUCUAUGAAGCCGGCGUGCUCCUGCGACAAAAGCAGGUAGCUGUCGCCACCAAGCAGGUAGCUGUCGCCACCGCGCAGAUCCUCUUCCAGCGGUUCUGGUAUGUCACAUCCAUGAAGCAAUUCGGGAUCGGAGACAUCGGGAUGGGCGCGCUGUACCUCGCAUCCAAGCUCGAAGAGUGUCCAGUGCGGAUGCGCGACCUCAUCAACGUAUACGACCUGCUACUCCAACGCACCGCGCACCGGGUCAAGUACCCGCCCGGAGCCUCCGGCGGCCCCGAGUUCAAAUACGUGCCGAUGUCGUACUUCGGGAGCACGUUCUACGACCUCAAGGACGCGCUCGUCGUCGCGGAGAUGCAGAUCCUCAAGCGCCUCGGCUUCAACGUGCACGUUGUGCUUCCGUACGGAACGCUCGUCAAUUACCUCCGGCUGCUCGGCCUCACCGAGCGCGAGGACGUCUCCAGCAAGGCGUGGGGCUACCUAAAUGACGCGCGAGUAUCCCUGUUGCUUUCUGUCCAGGGCUCCCGAUUGCAGACACCCGUAUACGCGUUGUAUGCGGUCCCAACGAUCGUCAGCGCGGCCAUAUUGUUGGCUACGCGACAGCUUGGGAUCGCGCUACCGUCGACGCCUGAGGCCUGCUGGUGGGAGCUGUUCGAUGCUGACUGGGAAGACGUCUGGAGCGUCGCUGGCUACACUAUGCGGUUGUACCGGGAACGUAGUCCGGACGAUCAGGCGCGUCUCUUGAGACUGGUCUCCAAGAAGGGCAUUCGCUUAUGGCUAGAAGAGAAUGCACCGACGAGCUCACAGAGCUGA
This is a messenger RNA of Trametes versicolor FP-101664 SS1, 927 nucleotides long. RefSeq names its product cyclin-like protein. Lineage: Eukaryota; Fungi; Basidiomycota; Agaricomycetes; Polyporales; Polyporaceae. Gene Ontology annotation, molecular function: cyclin-dependent protein serine/threonine kinase regulator activity. Gene Ontology annotation, biological process: regulation of transcription by RNA polymerase II. Gene Ontology annotation, cellular component: nucleus. The record is from RefSeq and is a predicted model, not a curated record. The coding region runs from base 1 to 927 and encodes 308 amino acids. The transcript has 4 exons.